GUGUAGAGUUUUGGUUUGCGGACUGCGGGAGACGAUGGAGAAACAUCAGCAAUCUAAUUAUUUUGUAAUAACAUUUUAUCGAAUAAUUUAUGUGUCGUCGCAACCUACGGGGCUAUACUGGUGUAUUCAAAAUGACUGAUAUGAUAUUGAUUUUUCGAUAACUGACAAAAUACCGCUUAUAAUUUUAGGAUGGAAGGAGUUUAAUUACUAUGGGCGCUAUGCGUGGACAGUCCGUUGAAUUAUGUUAGCGAAAUUUCUUUUAAUAGUUUCUAUGUAACCAUGCAAUACCUAUAACAGAGUAAAAUAUUAUAAAACUAAUGCAAAAGAAUCCUAGAGAUACAACAGAUAUAUUUUUUCAAUAUUAUCUCCAAUGUGCAGCAAGUGAGCCAGCGGAUGACAAACGGAACGCCUCUAUGAACAUCUAUGGCCGCUGGGGCACUGCCUCGUUUCCGUAUAAAGACAACAUCUCCCUCUUAUGGUGCUGCGGUGGUGCAGAGUUCUAAUUUGGGGACCGCCUUAGACGAUGGAGGAACAUCAGCAAUCUAAUCAUGCAGUGGGAAGGAAAGGUGUGGGAAGGAAAGGUGGUAUGCGAAUGGUUCCAACCAUAAUCGCCAAUGAAGUAUCUGAACGGAUCGUGAGCGCAUCUGUCGGCGCGAACCUUAUAAUUUACCUCACAACGAAGUAUCACCUUGGCGCUGCAAGCAGCGCCAUCAUCAUCUUCGUGUACCUAGCCGCCGCGAAUUUCCUGCCGGUGUGCGGAGCCAUCGUGUCCGACGCAUUGCUAGGUCGCUGCCGCAUGGUUACACUGACGCUUUUCUCCUGCACUAUUGGAACCACACUUCUGUGCCUGACAUCGGUGAUCGCGCGCCUGACACCGCCAGAUUGCGUGCAGCCAAACGAAGGCUGCGCGCCGCCUACUCCGAUGCAGCUGCUCGUGCUGUGCGCCUCUCUUGGCUUCAUGGCGCUCGGCGCGAGCGGCGUCCGCCCCUGCUGCCUGGCGUUCGCCGAGGACCAGAUCGCGCACUGGGACACCGCGAAGAAGGACCGUGCGCUCCGGGCUCUGUUCAGCUGGUACUACGCGUCCGUGGGGUUCUCGCAGAUCGUGGCCGUCACCGUGCUCGUGUACUUCCAGGACAAGAUGGGCUGGAAGGUCGGGUUCAUGGUGUCGGCCGCCAUCAUGGCGUCCGUCACGCUCGUGAACUGCGCGGCGGCGUCGUUCUACGUGAAGGUGAAGCCGCAGAAGAGCAUGUGGGUUGGCUUACUGAAGGUGGUGGUUGUUGCUGUCAAGAACCGUGACCUUGUGCUGCCAGAGGCAGAUCAUGGCGCUCAGUUCCAUUGUUUACCGGGUUCGACACAGACGGUUCCAUCAAACAAAAUCAGGUUUCUGAACAAAGCAUGCAUGGUGAGGCCUCGUCCAGGCAACAGCACAAGCGACGACGACUACGGCAGCACAAGCGCAGGAAACGCCUGCACAGUGGAGCAAGUAGAGAACCUCAAGUCAGCUCUGAGCGUGAUGCCCAUGUGGUCAGCCAUGGUGAUGUCGUUCCUGCUGCAGAGCUCCUCGUUCGGGGUCCUGCAGGCAGCCACCAUGGACCGCCGCGUCGGCGCAACAAGGUUCCAGAUACCCGCGGGCUCGAUCUCGGUCUUCGAGAUCCUGACCUUCACGGCGUGGUCAAGCUGCUACGACGCCUGCAUCGUGCCGGUCCUCCGGAGGAUGACGGGGCGGCAGCGCGUGCUGACGCUGAAGCAGCGCAUGGGAGUCGGCGUGUCCCUGGCCGUCGCCUCCAUGGCGGUGGCAUCGGCGGUGGAGACCCAUCGGAGGCAGCACGCCGCGACGACGGCGGCGAGGCACGGAGACGCAGACGGAGCCGCCCCUCCCCUCAUGUCCGCGCUGUGGCUGGCGCCCCAGUACGUGCUCAUGGGGCUGUCGGGCGCGUUCGGUGCCAUCGCGCAGAUCGAGUUCUACUACGCCGUGCUCCCCAAGUCCAUGGGCAGCUUCGUGCUGGCGCUGCUCUUCUUCGGGAGCGGCGUCGCCAGCAUCAUGUCGACGGUGAUCGUCAAGCUCGUGAACGUGGUGACCAGCGGCAAGGGCGGCGGGGGUGGCGCGCCGUGGAUCUCGGACGACCUGGACCAGGGCCGGUACGACUCCUACUACGCGCUGCUCGCGGUUCUUGGCGCCGUCGACCUCGUCUACCUCGUCGUCUGCGCUAACGUCUUCCAUGAGUCGACGCAGAACAUGACGCUGGAAGCUGGCGCUGAUGGCCAAGACGGAGAGGCUCGAGGCUAGCUAGCUAGCGUUUGUUUUGUUUCGCAUGCAUGUCGGGCUCCAGCUAAAAGCAUUUCAGCAAUGUGUAUCUUGCCUUCAUAAAUUGGAGAAAUAAGGAUUCUUAACCUGGUGUUGUUAGAAAAUAAAAGGAAGACGAAACAGAGAUCCAACACACCAAACUUAAGAACUGAAGCCGAGUACAUUCAGUAGAGGUACAUUCAGUAGAGGCGUCAAGGCUAGAUACUAGAUACUACCUCCGUUCUUAAAUAUUUAUCGCCGAUUAGUUUAUUUUUGAACUAGAACGCGACAAAAAAAAA
Zea mays is the source of this 2583-nucleotide messenger RNA. Its product is annotated as protein NRT1/ PTR FAMILY 1.1. Bases 524 to 2287 code for a protein of 587 amino acids. Lineage: Eukaryota; Viridiplantae; Streptophyta; Magnoliopsida; Poales; Poaceae. Gene Ontology annotation, cellular component: membrane. The record is from RefSeq and is a predicted model, not a curated record. Gene Ontology annotation, biological process: transmembrane transport. Gene Ontology annotation, molecular function: transmembrane transporter activity. The transcript has 4 exons.